ACAACCCUACAGCAGGUGAAAAUGUCUUUGAAGAUGGAGAUGAAACCAUGGCUGACUCUGUUGUCCACAUAUCCUUCACGGAGGAGGAAUUGAAUGGUUUAGAUGGGUUUGAUGGCCUCAUGGACAGUUUUGACGACGGGGAAUUUUUCAGCGGAGAUAAUGCUCAAGCUAUACUGGACGACGAUGAAGCUGCCUUUGAAGAAGAACACAAGUUUGAUGAGGUACAAGUUGCAGAUAAUGUGGCAGAUCAUACCCCACAUGUAGCAGACUCUUCCUGGAUGCUGCCACACGGGGAUGUUACUUUCUCCGCCAUGGUGUCCCAUGAUGGCAGAGACAGGUCACAUGAUCAGUCACAUGGCAAGGUGUCAUUUGGUCAGUUUAUAGGGACCAGAACAGAGGCACUGGGGACACUGGAGGGGGAUGGCCUGGUGCCAAGACCCACAUUUGGCACUGACUUUGUUACUCCUCCCAGUGACAGGAAGCCAGUGGCACUUCUUGCUGAUAUUGAGGAGAGGGACUCUGAGCAGGAUGUGUCUAUCAAAGAGAACAGGAUUCCUCAUCUAGACCUCAAUGACAGCAGAGAGAUGCUAGGAGCCACAGAGGGAAUCCAGACUGCUUACUUCAAGCCAGCAGCAGCUAAAACCAAUAAGUCUGUGACAGCAGAGGAAACCGAUGGAGACCAGACUUUAACAGCCUCACCGAGUCCCCCAAGACUGCAGCAGCAGGGCCCCAUUGCGGGAAGUCCCCUCACCAAGCUAGGGACCUAUAGUAAAUCUGGAGUGGACAGAACACUCACAGAAUCCCUCUCCUCUUCUAAAGGACUGAGAGACAGCAACAUUGUCGCAAUGACUGAAAACAGACAGAGUCCUCUAUGGAAGAAGGAGAGGCUUACAGGAGAAAGGCUUCAGACGCAGACAACUGUGUUUGGGCAAGAAAAAAGUAGGGAUGGACAUAAUGUUAGGAUGGAAACAUCCUCAAAACUUCCACAAGUAUCAGAUGGCGUGGGGUCUCCCAAGGGAGGAGGCACUCCAACAAGAUCUGCUAUACCUCGUCUGGUGCAGCAGAGCGGUGCUGCUAAGAAAUCUGUGGGGGAUACCACUAAUUCAAGAUCAAGAAAUAUGGGGCAAGCUGGUGGUAAAAUUACCCCUGAUCACCGUGAUUCUUACCCAGUUAAACAAAAGGAGGAAAAUAGCAGGGUAUUAGCUGGGUCUUCCUCUCCUAGCAGAAUUGAUGAUAAGCCUAAGACUUCAGUCAGUUGUACAAAGAAACCAGAGAAGAAUUACAAUUCUCAUGCAGAACAGAGCAUGAAAAAUUAUCAUAAUUAUAGUGUUUCUAAGUCAUCUGAGCCUGGCUCAAAAGUGACUCUUGUGCCUUCAGACAAAAGACCAGCUAGUCCACGUAGGUAUCAACAAGAUGACCACAGAAAAAUGGCUGGUAAAUCACGAAUUUUGGAAAAGGAUAGUGUUAUGUCGUCCUCAGAAUCUGACAGCACAGGGAGAGAAGAAAGACAAAAGAAACAGUAUAGUUCACCAAGAAGGCACAAGGUGGCAUUAGAAUCUCCCAGAGUCAAGAAAACCCAGUUUGCCAUAGGCAGCAGCAGCAGUAGUGUCAACAGCACCGAGGAGCAGAACAAUGGCUCGUCACCUGACACAGACAAUGACAAUGUUAGCACAGUCAGUGAAACAGAUUCAUUUCACGAUAGCCAAAGUGAUGCUGAGUCUGUCCAUAGCAUUUUAGAAGAGGUUUCAAUGAGAGUUCAGCCAGGAGCAGGCAUUCCAGAUGAAACCACUUUUCUGGACCAGACAGGUGCAGUUAACAUCAGUGCCAUCAGUAAGUAUAUUGCCUCACUCUCAAUGUCAGCCCCAAUGGAUGACAUAGCAGAGAAAGUUCUUAAGCUUUCCCACAAACAGAGACAAGAAAAACCUAAGCCUCAGAUGCGACAGACUGAAUCACGGCCACCGCCUCCUGGUGUCAACAGAGACACAGCUCCCCCUGGUGUCCACAAAAUGUCAAAAGGUCAGGCAGUAAAAAUGGAAAGACAGACACCUCCUGUCAAUGUUGUAGAAUUUUCUAAACCUUCACAAUCUUCUGUGAGAGACAGAAAAGGCACUCCUGUAUCAUUAGAUGCCAGUUCUGUCUAUUCCACAUCCAGUACCUCAAUGGGCUACUAUAAUGAAAGAGGGUCUAGGCCCCCGCCACCUGGGGACACCACUGGUCAGCAUCAUAAUGUGCCUUCAUCUUCCCAAGGUAGCAGCAGUGCUGGAACUCUUGUGUCAAAACCUUCUGUUGCCCCUACCAGGGAGGUCAGAACUCCACCUGUAGGUGUCACCUCUGAACAGGAUGGCCCAGCAACAACCAGAUCACUGCAGUUGGAGAGGCCCAGUCAGAGUAGACGAACUACUUCGAAAAAUACAUCCUUAUCAGAAAAAUCUUUUCAGCAUGAUAACAAACAAAAAGGGCCUGUACCCGUCACUGGAAGGUCACCACCAGGGGUCAGUUUCAAGAGGUCAUCACAAGAGGUUAGUGAGAGGUCACCACCAGGGUUCAGGAGUGGAAGGUCAUUGGCAGAGACCAAUGGUAGGUCACCACCUGGGAUCAGCACUGGUCACCUGGGAUCACCGACAGGGGUCAGCACUGGAAGGUCACCAACAGGGGUCAGCACUGGAGGGUCACCAACAGGGCUCAGCACCAGAGAGUCACCAUUGUUAAGAACUUCCACAGAUUACAGCAGCAAUGAAAGAAAAACUUCACCAAAACCAGGUAGUUUAGAGACCUCAUCAUCUCCCAGUCUGUCUCCAAGGCAAGAUCAUGCAACAUUUAAAGAAAACAAUGUCAUACAUGGUGGCAGGAGAGAACCAAAAAUUUUCAGUGAGACUUAUGAUACUUAUACUAUACCUUCGUCUGUUGUGAAGCAACUAGACUACAGGGAAAGAGAGCCCCCUAGUGGCAUUUUCUCUGACACUGGUGACAAAGCACCUUUGAUGUCUCAAGAUUUUGCAGAGACCGCCUCACAAGCCACAAGUAUAUGGGGAAGUAUAGAGGAAUAUGAGCGACGUGGAAGGGAAUCUCCUCCCUACAACCAAACCAGGGAUUCACAUUCCACAGUCAGCACUUCUUCUGUCAACAGUAGUUUGGAUAGGCAAAGGGAGGGAAGCUCAAGACACCCUCAUGGUAUGGCAGACAUCCCACUUCCAACUUCACAAGCAUUUGGAACAGAGCAUGGUAGAAACGAUUCCAGUUCUACUUCCAGUGUAUUAAGGUCCUCCAUGGAUCAGCAGUAUAGAUCUCACCCACAAGGGGGCAGCAGUGUACAUUCCUGGCAACCACAGGCAUCAGAUGCAAACAGACCUGCAUUUACAAUGAAUUCACAAACUCCUGCUGGUAUUUCUCAUAUGAGAGAGGCAACUUGGGGGUCAGAAAAUCUCCAGUAUGCUGACAGUAGGCAGGCCAUGUCCAUUCCAGCAGAUUUCCGACCACAGGCAAGAUCGGAACCCGUAGGGGUCAGCAGUAUUCCCCCUGUGAGUGCCUUGUUUCAAGAAAAUGUAGCCCAGACAUUUGUGACACCAAGCAGUAUGCAUAAUUUGUUUGCCACAACCACAGUACCUAGUGGGUAUCAAGUUCCCAGAGACAGGCAGGCCCAGUCCUAUCUGUCCAGUACACAUGGCUAUCAGCUCCCCCCUAGUAUACACACCCCAGGGGAACUCCGCCUCCCCGGGGUCUGCUGUGUGGGACUCUCCUCAAGAACAGAGUUGACCCUCCACAACCCAACUGACCGAUGGGUCCAGUGUGGUCUGGAGCUGACCAGCAUCACUGUGAAUGGCCAAGUCUUGGACACCGUCCUUAACAACCCGUUUGUCUUCAAGAAACUGAAAGUGAUUGUGGAGCCGAGGACUACGGAAAGGAUUGCGCUGGUUUUUGCACCCAAGUACCCUGGAGUAUAUGUUGGUCAGUUGAAUAUUGUGACCAGUCCAGUUGUGAGUGACCAGCCACUUCGGACAUCAGGCUUGCCCUCUAUGGUGACCAUACAGGCAAUGGCUGAGGAACCCAAUAUACAGGUGAAAACAGGCAGUGAAUUUGGCCUGGACUUUGGUCAGUUGCCCUACGGCAGCCAGAAGUCCCUACCACUGACUGUUGUUAAUAAUGGAAAAGCUGCAGUCCCACUAAGGCUGGUCAUUUCUACUAACAAGUCUUCCUGGCACUGCUUCACUUUCGACAGCGAGCAGGCCUCUCCUGAUGUAUCUGUGAUAUCCCAAACCCACCGUCCAGUCACGCCGGCUCUGGCCAGGUCCAUCAUUAACUUGACCAUCCCGGGGAGUGGGGAGCAUGGUCACCCUACUGAGACACACGUCCCUCUAUUCUUUAGAGCACCCAAACAGAGUUUUGACAGAGACCAUGUCCCAGAAAUCCCUGAAGUGCUGACAGCCACAGUAGUGAUAGAAGUGGACAUGCCCAAGUCUGUAGCUCCAGUGCGGAGUGUGUCUGUACGGGCCACAGUGGGCGUGGCCAGGCUACAUGCCCCCAGAAGUCUUGAUAGUGUGGUCCUUCAAGCAGCUGUUGGCUGGUCCGACACCAAGCUCUUACCACUGCGCAAUGCAGGCAACAUAACACUAGAUGUCACUCUGUCCAUCCAUGACUGGCCACAACUGUUUACUGUUUUCCCUACCAGACUACAGCUGGCUCCUGGGAUGGGGGAGGACGUCGUGGUCAAAUAUAAGGCUGUUGACCAACAGCAGAGGACAUAUGAAAGUGCUCUUCACAUGUUAGUGGAACCAGAUGGGCCAGCCUAUGAGACACCUUUGAGGGGUCUGACACAGUCUGUUACCUCCAGGCAAACAGUCAGUGCGCCUCCUUCAGACCAUUUCUCUGCUCAGCCCACACAGCAAGGUUUUCAACAAACUGACACGGGGUUUAGCCGGGGACAGGAUGGACAUCUUCCUGCAGAAAUGACCUACCCAUCAAGAGAACAGAUGAAUAAUCUGCAGACGACAGUUUUUCGACAGUCUGACACUGGACAGUCGAACAUGGUACAGGAUAGUAUUCCAGCAGAGAAAGUGCGUUCUAAGGCCAGUUCUGCCUCAGCAGGCCACCCUCCACAGACAUUGCUAUGUAAUAAGCACUUUCUGUCGUGGGGAGGUGUCCCAGUGGGCCGUUCCCUUCAUCAAAAAACUACCCUGUGCAAUGCCAGUGAUGAGAUGAUUAAGCUGAGACUUAGAAUUAAAGGGUGCACUCCUGAUUUCCAGCUACAGGUGGGAAGCGGGGACAGUGAGAGGCGAUGUGAUGAGAGAGAACUAAUUCUGAAACCAAAGGAGGAGUACCCUGUCAAUGUGCUCUUCUGCCCUACCAGGGUGGCUGCCUUCAACACCAAGCUGGAGAUUAGGCCACUGACUGGAAGGAUUAAGUACCCUGUCCCAUUGUAUGGCUAUGGUGGUGUGAGCAAACUGGUACUCCAUGGGGUAAAGCAGGGGCAGGGGAGUGCAGGGUCCUGGGCCAGCUUAGGAGACAUGUCUGGCUGCUCUCACUGUGUGACACAGGUCCAGUUAAAAAACACAGGUGUCAGGGCCGCUUAUGUGAAGGCACUUUGUUUCACAGAUAUAACCUGCAGACAGCAGCUUCCUGUCAACAAGAUAUCAGUGCAGCCUAAUGAAUGCAUCAUUUUCCCAGAAGAGGAAAAGACAGUUGUGAUAGCUUUCCACCCCACGGAAAGAGAGAGAAUUUUGUGCUCUGACAACCCUAGUUCUGUGGGGGCCAUUGGUUUCUUCUACGGAGAUGAAGUCAGCAGAAAGCUUUUCAGAGUGAGUAAAGGUCGCAGCAAGCAGCUGGCUGCAGAGAAUCCUCUGUGUCAAGUCAACUUUGAUGUGCAAUAUGAUGGGCAAGAUGACAUCAAUGAAGAUCUGGGAACAGCCACGGUUCCGAAUGCUGCCGAUCUCUUCUACUCCACCAUGUCCAGAAUUAUGUUAACUCUGGUGGGCGAGCCAACGCCCAAAAUGGUGGCCAGACCAGACUCCAUUAGGGACAGCUUGAUGCCUCUCAUGGCUGAUGAAUCUGUCGCUGAUUCUACAGUUGCAAACCUGGAUAUAUCCUUCCCAGUGAAGGGCACCCCAUUAGUCAGUCGCCAAAAACUAACUACAGAUGUAAACACAGGGGAAAACUGGUCCAUCAAUCCUCCUCAGCUUAUCUUGGAAACCAGCAGAGACACUAGAGGGAGCCACAUGAAGAGGGUCCAACUCAUUAACUACUAUGACAGACCUCUGAGGUAUGAACUAGCCUGGCCAGACCACUGUGUGAAGGUGACCCCACAGCAGGGGACUGUAGAACCAAGGACUUCAGUGUUGGUGUGCGUGAGUGCCAGCCCCACUCUGUAUUCCAGAGGUAUUCCCCUCCCAUGGUCUGGUGCCGUCCACAUCUCUUGUGAUGAUGGCAAGACACAGACUCUCAGAAUACAGAUCCGAGAAAGCCUGGAGUUACCUGGUCCCACAGAACAUACUACUGAACAACAUCCAUUUCUGAAACCACCUGACAUCCUGCCCCAGUCAGUAAGGAUGAUCUUCACACCACAACAGUCCUCAGCAGCAAAUACUGGGCUGCAGCUGAUUGGUCCAGCUAUAAAAACAGUGACACCAAUAGGUAGCUUGCCUGUGGCAUCCUCAUCAACGUCAUCGCCACCACGAGUGACAGCUAGUCAGGUGGUCAAUUUUCCGGACACUUGUGUUGGGAGAACUGCGGAGACGGAGCUGACAUUGAGGAAUACCAAAGACGAGUCUGUGACUUGGGUGUUGUCGUCAUUGGCGCCUCCUUAUAUAAAGGGUGUGUCUGGAAGCGUUGAAAUCCUCCGUGUGAAAUAUGCAGUGUUCAAGUUAAUGAAGAAGUCGGGUGUAUUGGAGGCACAACAACAGGCAGUGAUUCCCAUUCAGUUUUCACCCCGUGAGGCAGGCCAGUAUUCUCAGCACUGGGAAGUUCACACCAAGCCCCACUCUAGUCUCUCCACAGCUGCAGGUUUACAGAGUCUCAGGGUGCAAAUGUUUGGAGAGGGCACUCCAGCCUCCUCUGCAGGAUCAGAAGAGAAAGAAAACCGUCCAUUGGUGAACAACAGUGAUAAACCAAUUUCCAUGAGGACCGUAGAGGACUCCACCCUUCCUUGCCCGCCAGAGGAGGCAGUGGCCACUCUAACGCUGAAGUCUGAUCACCUGACCUUCCCAGCAACCACCGCCGGCAGCUGUGCCAUACAGAAAGCUCGGGUGAAGAAUGGUACCACCUCCAACCACACAGUAGAGGUUAUACCCCCUCAGCCUCCAUUCCAUGUGAAGCAUCAUAAUUUAAAAGCCAAGAGCCGCCAUUACAUCAGUUUACCUGUGGAAUUCAGGCCAACAUCGCCUGGCUCAUACAAAUCAUUGGUUGUAUUGAGAGUGGACACUGGUCACAGCCUUAGUCUUCAGGUGUAUGGAGAGUGUGUGUGACCACAGAAAGUAAAGAGUGGACCUCAAGGCAGUGGAAAGAAGAGAGCUGGUCAAGGGAUGAAAUUCAAUAUAAUCUUGCCCAGCACAGUCAUGGAGAGUGUCUUAGCCAUGCAAGGGAGGUAUUUAAACUAGACUAUGGUCAUUCUCUGUAAGACCAUAGUGGACAGUCUAGAAUCUGAACAGAGUGAUUUUCCCCUGCAUAGAACUGUGCAAGUGCACCCUGAUCAAGCUCACAGUGACUGGGGAAAAUAUGUUUGAAUUUGAAGUAGGCCACCAGCUUUUCUUGGUUAUAGCAGCAGCACCAUCUAUUUUACUGUCUGUUAACUGUUGCCACUUUCAUUUUGCUUUGUUGGCAUGGUUUCAGCUGCCAGAAAUUGCCUUGAAUUUGAUUGGCUUCCUAAAGAUUUCAAGCAAAUUCCACCUUAAGUUUAAAACAAAUUGAAGCCACAGUAAGUUUGACAAGAUGUUCCAAGUGAAACACUAAAGUAUGGACUCCUUCAUUAAUUUUUUUUUCAACUGAAAAAUAAUAAGUUUAAAUUUUGCAGAUUAGGGGGUAGCAUUAUCAAAACAUGUCUGUUAAAAUAUAACAAUUUACUAAAGAACUAUAUUAUUGGGUGAGUACCAUGUUUUACCCUUCCCCUUGUUUACUGGUAAUGAUGGUUAAAUUCACUGGUUAGUCAUACUUAUGUCUUUCCAUUUUGUCAUUUAAAAAAUCAAUUUCCUGAUUAAGAAUUAUUACGUAAGUAGCAGGAUGUCGGAAAGAAACAGAUUAGCUAACAGACAUCUUGAAAGAACACAUGUUUGAAUGGUUUCCUUGUUAUUUAAGUAUCCUUACUUGACAUUUGGCAAAAUGAAAACAAUAUUUUAAAGAGAAAUUGUCUGGUUUGACAAAUAAACUCUGAUAUACUGUGGAGAGAAAUUAAAUUUAAUAUCACCGAUUCUGAAGAACUGUGCCUGUUUUAUAAAAGAAACAAAUUGAUUUAAUACUUUUUUCUACAAUAAAUCUAUUUAAGUGGAGUGAUUCAACUUUAUCCUGAAUUAAUGUAAACCAAAAUUCUGGUCUAAAAUUUUAGACCAACUUAAAGUUAUAUGAAACCAGCACGUAAUGGAAACCAGCUCGUAAUGGAAACCAGCUCUGAAUCAUAGGAACCCCGAAAAAUUUGUUUUGCAGAUCAGUCUUAUAAGACUAUUUUCUCAAAAAACUUUCAUUUUUUCUUUCCCUUGGUUUUUAUCUUGGAUAUGUAAGAUAUGUGUUUUCAUUACUAUGUUUUUGGGUAGAUAUCAUUUUAUGCAAGUUGAUGAAAGCAGAUCACUAGGUUUAGAUUCAGUCUUCAGAAAUAACCAAUUAUUUAGUAAUAUGUAACCCACCACAAGUUUAUAAGAUCCUCUUCCCCUUGCAUACAGUUCUUUGGGGAGGUGUUCUUAAUCGCCAAAUUCAAAGAUAAAAAAUAAUUUGGACAGCUCCUACGUUUUGGAUCUAAAUCCGGUUAAGAUAUCAUUAUGUCUGAAUGCACAGGAAGUCUGGCUUGCUACCUGUUUUUUUAAUCUUGUUAAUGAGAGCUAACAGCAGCUCAUCCUGUUCUUCAUUAAGCAUGUUCUGAUAAUGCACCUUCCAGACACUUUUAUUAAAUAUUCAAGUAAAAUUGAUUGCGUGUGAGAUAUUGUGUGCUGUAAAUGAUGUGGAAUUAUUGCCAAGGAUGUCCUGUUUUGUUCAGUGGUGUUAAUAUAUUAUGGAGACCUGUGGAAGAUCACCAGCUGCUGGAGACAAAAUUGGCUUAAUUGGCCUUCACCUUGUUGCAAUAAUCAUAACCAGUACUAAUGCACCAAAGCGUCACAGUUGUCAGACUUUCACCUGCACAGCAGCAGCCCAUUCACCCCCCCCCCCUCCUCCUCCCUCCUUGCAAAAUUUGCUACUAAAGUGGCCUUCAGCUUGGCUGGAGACUGAUCGGUGCAGUCGCGCACACUUGCAUCCACUCAGAAAUGAUCAGAUUUGCUUCUUAUUGAACAAUGAGAUUAGGAAUGCAAGUUAUGAUCAUUUGUGUGUGCUUGGUACCUGGUCUGUUGUCAUGAAACUAAUUCAGAAGUUUGAUUUAUGGGGGUUAAUAAUCUACUGCACGGCAGAAACAGACUCUGCACGAUUUGGGCAGCACUUAAGUUUUUUCCUCCUGGAUGAUCUGCCAUCAAUUUGUGGAACAAGAUUUGUGCGUUGUGAAUCAUCUGAAAUGUUUCAUCUGUCUGGAGGUCGGGUUUUUUCUCUAUUUCCACUCAUUUCCUAGGUUUGAUGACCUUCGGAACUGUCAUCGUCUGAAUUGAAGGACGAAUUAUGUAGUAGUGCAGUUAGGUUAUUGAACUUAGUUCGUAUGAACAUAUACACUUAUCAGCACACGUUAAUUUUUGAAGGUAGUAGCUUAAGCAUUGGCACUUAAAAUGAGACCAGUUUAUAAUUGUAUAUUCUCAUGGAGUGAUAAACCAGUGUUUGUUUUAUAAUUAUUGAUGUGAAAACUUUAUUAUGAAGGAUGGGCGAAACCUUUGUCUUGAGUUUAAAAUUGAAUAAUUUGAUUUUCUUUUUGUGGUAACCGGCUUUGCUUUUUUUUAAAGCAUUAAUCGGGCAGCUGGACACGUGCUUGCAUGUAUGCAGACACACACACACACACACACACACACACACAUCAUUUAAUUGAGGAAUUAUUGCAUGUAUGUCAGCUUAUUGAAACUCCUUUCUUUAUUGUGUAGAAAUCUAUAAUAACAGUGGUAUAUUGUAUUGUACUAUCAUAAUAGUAUUUAUGAACAGACUGUCUGGCCCAUACACACUGUGGUGCUAAAUAAUCUGGACUGAAUGAGACGGAUAUCCCUCUCAUGUUAUGAAAAAUUGCUAGUACUAUUUUCACUUUAAUACAACUAUAACAGAGAGCGUCCUAUAUAUGUUAUGUACCACUCUGCCUUCUGAACUUAAUUCUUGUGGUAUAUUCAGGUUUUCACUGGAUAUUAUAAAUUAAAUGCAUUUACUGUUGGACUUCAUAUUCCUAUCUUGUAUUUUAUGCACUGCUGCUGCUUAUAGUAUCAGCUUGUUCGCAUCAGAAAUCAAAUUCAUAUUUAUAUUACAUAUAUUAAAUAUUUAGUUUUAUAAAUAUGUAUUAU
Messenger RNA from Lingula anatina, 10592 nucleotides. RefSeq lists its product as uncharacterized. NCBI's taxonomy places the organism in Eukaryota, Metazoa, Brachiopoda, Lingulata, Lingulida, Lingulidae. Gene Ontology annotation, molecular function: protein kinase binding. Gene Ontology annotation, cellular component: centriole; cytoplasm; pericentriolar material. Gene Ontology annotation, biological process: centrosome duplication; centrosome-templated microtubule nucleation; mitotic spindle assembly. The record is from RefSeq and is a predicted model, not a curated record.